Molecule: messenger RNA, 8214 nt
Organism: Drosophila montana
Lineage: Eukaryota; Metazoa; Arthropoda; Insecta; Diptera; Drosophilidae
Gene: east
Product: enhanced adult sensory threshold
Exons: 7
Coding region: 417-7688 (2423 amino acids)
Cellular component (GO): nucleus
Source: RefSeq, a predicted model, not a curated record
CGGCAACGCUGUGCAGCACACAGGCAGAAGCCAGAUUUGAUCAAACGGAGCAAUGUUUUAAGCAAUACUUAAUGGUUGUUAUUUUAUUUGAACGUAAUAUAAAGUAAGUGUCGUAAAUUUGGUUAGCGUAAAUAAAACUGAAUGAGAAGAAAGCAAGCUAGAAUAUGCCAAAUCCCCGGGACUGCGGCUGCUACGUGCGCGUGUGCUUGUAGUCAACAAAUGGGACCAAAUUACAACGACCUUAAUUGUGUUAAAGUGCAGCUAGAGAUUUGCGAGAUUCAGGCUGAACGCGAGCAGCAACAGCUGCAGCUGGAGCUGGUGGAGCAGCUGGCGACCGACGAAGCGCAAGCCUCAAAAUAGGAGCGUCGACCUCGUCGACAGGAGCGUCACCAGCACAGCCCAGUGACGGAUCGAGGAUGUCGGCGCGCAAACCAGCAGUGGGAGCGGUAGCGGGAGCGGGAGCAAAGCCUGAUAAUAAUAAUGCAUCGCCCACACUUGAGCUGGAAGCGGCCCCAGGCGAGGAUGGAGCAGCACCAGCAGCAGCUGGGGACGCAUCAACAGCAACCACAGCAGCAGCAUCAGCUGGAGAUGCAGCUGAGGCAGCUGCUCUAGCUGAUGAAGCUGUACAGGAAACGGAUAAGAAUAAAGACCAGGACACUGACCUGAUAGAACGACAUAGUGAUCCCUCGCCACUGAUCACAGAAUGCGGCACGCCGCGCAAGUCAUGCUCCGAGACACUGGCAGCCAAGAAUGUGCGCGUUACGCGCCACUCGUCGCCUUUGCUGCUGCACAGCUCUUCGCCGACGAGCAAGCGGGAUGCGCGAGAGACACUCGAACCGGCGGCGGCGGCAGCUGGCAGCGAUAACGAGGAGCUGCCCAGUGGCAGCAGCCAAAGAAAGGGCUCAGCGGAGCGGCAAAGCGGCAAUCUGCCGAUAAUACGCGGCCGCAAGUCCAUUAAGGAGCUAAAAGAAGCCAAAGAAGUUGCCGCCAAGUCAGCGGAAGAGCUGCUGGUCAAGGAGGAGUCCAGCGAUGCUAUGGAACUCGAUGAGCAGGGGCUGGAGCAGGAGCAGGCAGCAAAAGAGCCGAAGGAAAUGAAAGACACAAAAGACAAUGCCAAUGCAAAGCUAAGCGACAAGGAGAAGGACGCCAAGGAUACCCCAAAGGACUCCAAAGACAAGGAGAAGGAGAAGGAAACAACACCCACGCCCACACCGCCAGCCACAGCAGCAGCAACAGCAGCAGCGACAACAACAACAACAACAGCAUCAACUCCAACCACAACCACGUGCAAUCGCGUCACACGCAAAGCGCACGCCCAGGAGCUAGCGCUGGCCAACAACAACAACAACAACACGCGCGUCACCCGCAAUCGGCGCCAGUCAUCGACGGUGAACAAUGAGCCACAGCUGCCGGCGCGCGGUCGCCGAAAAAAGCCAGCGCCGCCAGAGCCAACCAAGGAGCAGCUGCAGCUGCUCAAGCGCAAGCGCUCCGACGAUGACACUGAACUGGGCCUCAAGUACGCCAAGGUUGAGGUCAAGGAUGAUGAGGAUGAGUCCGAGUCCACGAGUGUCGCGGAUGAGGCCAAAUCAACCAGCACGUUGAGCAUUAAACUGGAACCGCCGGACAGCGAGGAGCCGCAAUCGCCUGCUGCCACGCCCACACCGCAAUCAGCCCAUCGACGCGGACGCGGCAGGCCGCAGACCAAGGGAACACCCACCACCACAGCCACCGCUGCCAGCACGCGCGCAACACGGCACAGCAAGGCGGGCUCACCGGGUCUGUUGGCCGCGACGACAACGACAACGCCCGCGGAGCCAACGCCGCCGAAGCGGCGGCGCGUGGGCUCCGCAAAUCGCAGCCUGCUGGCCGCCAAGGCGGCAUCUGCCAGUUCUAGUUCGCUGGCCGCCAGUUCCGCUGGCGGCGCUGCCGGCGACGAGGACUCCAAGGACAGUCUGACCUCCACCUCGAUGGACGAUCUGCUGCUGGCCGCCACGGAGAUCAAGCAGGAGAAACUGGCGCUCGAUUUCGACGAGAGUCUCGAUGCGGUUGCCAAGACCACAGAGCCGGAGUCCGAGCUCGCUGAGCAGGCGCAGGCCUCCACCUCGAUUGCAGCGGCUGCCAAUGGCAUUGAGCCGCUGACCGUGGAUACGGAAACGGUGAAAAGCACUGAUCAGGAUUCACUGCAGCAGAUCGCUGGCGUCCCGGCCGAGGUCGAGGGUGAAGCCGAAGCCGAAACCGAAACUGAAUCGAAUGAGGCUGGCAAGGCACCCUCGCUGAGCCCCGAGAUGAUCAGUGAAGGCGUCAGCGCUAUUAGCGUUAAACAGUUUUACAAGAAGCCCGAGUUUCUGGCCAACAAUCUGGGCAUCGAGAAGGACCCGGAGCUGGGCGAGAUUGUGCAAAUCGCAAGCGAGACGCAAACAGCAACUGUUGUGGCAGCUGCAACAGCAGCAGCAGCACCUCCUGAUCAAGAGGAGCCUCUCCAGGCAGACGGGCUUGAAAUUGAGCUCGAAACGGAAACGGAGGCGGAGCCAGAGGUAGUGGCAGAGAAGGAGCUGGAGGGCAAACUGAACGACUCCUAUGCUGGGAGCAUGGGUGAGCUGCGCGUGGACGAAAGCGGCGAUGAGACGGAGCAGGAGGCACAAAAGCCGACAACAGCAGCUGUCAGCUCGCCGGGCGAGCUUAAUGGUGGGGUCGAGGAGCUGCCGGCCAAGACAGAUGACUAUGAUGACUUUGAAAGCGAGAUUAUGGAGCAGCUGGCCAAGGAGGGCGUCGUGGAUGCCAGCGGUAACGCGCUAAGCGCCAGCAAGCUUCAGCAGGAGCAGGACCAGGAGCAGCAGCAGCAACAGCAGCAGUCAUUGGCAACCAUUGAAUGUGAUAAGACCCAGCUGGCGGCGGAGCUGGAUGUGCAAGCCACAAAGAAGCUGCCGCCCGCUGAAAUGGUGCUAACCUUGGAGGUGGAACCAUUGACCGAGGAGCAGGAAGCCGAAGCGAAUGCUGUGGCCGAUGAUGACACCGAUAUGCAAAUCCUGACCGAAGACUGUGCCGAAUAUCCCGAGGAGAACAAGGAGAAUGUGUCCACGGCCACAACAGAUGCCAUUGCCGUUGCCGUGGCAUCUGCCGUCAGUCCAGAUGCCGUCAUGGAGCUGGAGCUGGCGCUCAAGACAGAAGAUGGCCACGCCGCCAAGCUCGAACAGGAACUGGCCGAUCUGGAGGAGGAGAAACCGCUGGCCGCCGUCGCAGCCGAGCAAAAGCAAUUGCCCAAAACUGAGGCCAAUGGAAAACUCAAAAAGCUGACGGAUGGCGACGAUGAGCUGCGUCGCGAAAAGGAGCGCCAUCUGCAGCAUCUCGGCCUGCUGACCCACCAGGCCGCCGAGCAGCUGCGCCAGGAGUACAUACACACGCACACGCGCGCCGUCCACCAACAGCAGCAACAGCACCAACAACAGCAGCAGCAGCAACAACAGCAGAGCGGCAAGCGGUCAGCGGGCAAAGGUGGCAGCGCCGCGCACAUCGAGUCCAGCGGCACCCUGAAGACGGUCAUCAAGCUGAAUCGCAGCAGCAAUGGGGGCGCCGGCGGCGCCACGGGUGUGCCGACCGGCACAGUUAUCCACGGCGGCGGCCCCGUUACAGGCAUCAGCACAACGGCAGCUACUGCUGCAGCUGCUGCUGCUGCCGCCAGCAGCAUGGGCAGCGCGACACGCAAAGGCGGCGGCAUCGCUGGCAAUGCGGCCAGCUCGGCGCACGGUGUGCGUCGCCAGUCGCUCAAGAUGACAUUCCAAAAGGGACGCGCACGCGGACACGGCGCUGCCGACCGUGCCGCCGAUCAGCAUGGCGCCCAUGCCGAGGACUCCUACUACACCAUACAGAACGAGAACGAAGGUGCGAUCAAUCGAAACAAUUUGAAUUCGGAUUCAUCGCAUUCGGAGGGUCAUGGCGGUCAAGUGGAACACGGCUUCUAUCAGAUGGUGAAGAAGGAUGAGAAGGAGAAGAUUCUGAUACCGGAGAAGGCGUCCUCGUUCAAGUUUCAUCCGGGUCGCCUGUGCGAGGACCAAUGCUAUUAUUGCAGCGGCAAAUUUGGACUCUACGAUACGCCCUGCCACGUCGGCCAGAUCAAGUCCGUGGAGCGUCAGCAGAAGAUACUUGCAAACGAGGAGAAGCUGACGGUCGACAAUUGCCUGUGCGACGCCUGCUUCCGCCAUGUGGAUCGUCGCGCCAAUGCGCCCUCCUACAAGAAGCGCCUCUCCGCGCCCGGCCACCUCGAGACGGGCAACAACAACAACAACAGCAACAACGCCGGCGCGGGCGGUGGCGGCGGCAAUGGCAACAGCCUGGACAAACAUUUCACGGGAGAUGCCGGCGAUUCGGAGUUUGCAACGACCUCGUCGGGCGCCGUCUCCGGGUCGGCGGCGCAACGUGUUUGUGCUGUCAAGGAUUGCGCAGAUGCGGCCGGCCACUCGCUGCGGCGCAAAUGCGUCCGCAAGAGCGUCAAGAAGUGCCUGCUCAACUUUGAGAUACCGGCGGGCACCUCGAGCGUCUGGCUCUGUGAGCCCCACUACAAUACGGUCAUCCAGUCGUCCGGCUGUGUGCUCUGCAAGCGUCGUCUGGGCAAGAAUCACAUGUACCACAUUACCUCGCAGGACACGGAUCGCUUGGAGAAGGCGCUCUCCGAGAUGGGCAUACCCGUGCAGCUGGGCGUCGGCACCGCCGUCUGCAAGCUCUGCCGCUACUUUGCCAAUCUGCUAAUGAAACCGCCGGACAGCACCAAGUCCCAGAAGGCCGAGUUUGUCAAGAACUAUCGCAAGAGGCUGCUUAAGGUGCACAAUCUGCAGGAUGGCAGCAAUGAGGCCUCCGAGGUGGAUGAGGAGGAUGCCAACGCCGGUUGCAGUGCCUCAACUGGCGCCGGCACGGCUCCAGCUGCCAGCGCCUGUGAUGAUGCCUCCAGCGAAAUGCCCAUGGUGGUGGACUAUGAUGGCCCAACGGACUCCAAUUCGAGCAGCUCAUCAACAACGCCCAUCAUCGGGCAUGCGGUCAGCGCCAGCAAACAAAUGUCCAAGCUGCAGGCGAUACUUCAGCAGAAUUUGGCUGGCGAUGCGACAGCCACAGCCAACUCCAAUUGCUCCUCCAAUUCCAAUUCCAAUGCGAAUGCCAAUGCCAAUGCCAAUGCGAAUGCGAAUGCGAAUGCGAAUGCCAAGGGCAAGGCCGGCGCCGACAUCUCGAAUGUGCUGCGCGGCAAUCCGAACAUCUCGAUGCGCGAACUUUUCCACGGCGAGGAGGAUCUGGGCGUGCAGUUUAAGGUGCCCUUCGGCAGCAGCAGCAGCCAGCGCACGCCGGAGGGCUGGACGCGCGUCCAAACGUUCCUGCAGUACGACGAGCCGACGCGCCGCCUCUGGGAGGAGCUGCAGAAGCCGUAUGGCAAUCAGAGCUCCUUUUUGCGCCAUCUCAUACUGCUGGAGAAGUAUUAUCGCAAUGGCGACCUCGUGCUUGCCGCGCACGCCUCCUCCAAUGCCAGCGUUUAUACGCAGACCGUGCGACAGCGUCUCAAUUCCUACGAUCAUGGUCAUUGCGGUGGCCACCAAAGCAAUGCCAAGACAAAUGCCGCCGCCUCCGCCGUUGCCGCCUCCUCCUCCGCCUCCGCCUCCUACUCCUACUCAUCCUCCUCAUCAUCAGCGAACGCUGCCAACCCGCCAGCCAAUGCCAGUCAAUCCUGUUCGCCGAAUGCUGCCAGCAACAGUAGCAGCAGCAGCAGCAGCAGUAGCAGCGUGCUCGCCAACGCGCUGACCAUGCCCCAGGGCAGCAAUAACAGCGGCAUGGAACAGACGUCUGGCCAGCCAGAGCCCGUCAUUCCGCUGGUGGAGCUGAACGAUGAUGAUGACGAUGACGUGGAUGCGGACAAGGAGGAUGCGGCCGACUAUGCGCCAGAGUGCGGAAUGUUGCCACUGGACCGACUGCGCACCGUCUCCGUAGACAAGCUGACCAAGCAGCUCAGCUCCAAUGCGGUAACCAUUAUAGCGCGACCCAAAGACAGCGGCAAAGCCACAGCUGGAGCGAGUGCAGCAGCCGGGGGAGCAACAACGGCCACAGUGUCGCCAGCAGCAGCAGCCUGUGUGGGCGACGAAUUGUCGCCGGUCAAAGGGGCGCUCCAAGCUAAGGAUGCGCCACCGCUGGUGCCCACCAAUGCGUCCAAUAGCCGCAGCAUACUCAAGACCAAUCUGCUGGGCAUGAACAAGGCGGUGGAAAUUGUUCCGCUUCCAACCAGUCAUCAGCAACAACAACAACAACAACAACAGCAGCAGCAGCAGUCGCAGUCCAAUCACAAGUCCGCGUCUGCCUCCAACGAGAAGCCGCACAAGCUGCUGGACAUGGCCAACAAGCUGGUGAGCAGCCAUAGCCACAACCAGCUGCCGCCGCCGCAGCAGCAGCAACAGCAGCCGAAGUCUAAGCCGAUGUUGGCCAACGCCGCGACCGCAAUUCUGCAACAGCAGCCGACACCAAAGCCGCCGCCCAAUGUGGCGCAGCUGCUUAGCUCGCCGCCGGAGCUGAUUAGUUUGCAGCGUCGUCGCACGAGUGCCGCCAAUUCGGGAAGUGCCGCCACGCUGCCAACGCUGGCGGGCAAACGGCUGCAGCUGCCGCGCGCAGCCGGCGGGGGCUCAGGUUCAGGCGCGGGCUCAGGCUCAGUCGGGGGCUCAGGUUCAGGAUCUGGUGCGCCCAGUGUGAUUAUGCUACCGGAUAGGCUGACGCCGCAGGAGCGGCUCGAGAGCAAGAGCUGGAAGCCGACGCUGAUACCGCUCAAGGAGCAGCACAAGGUGCCGAGUAAGUCGCCAACGCUGUUCCAAACAGCCGACGGGCGCCGUCUGCCCGCCCAGGUGCAGGUCCAGUCCGGCGGCAAGCCAUACCUCAUCUCAAUCAUUGACUACAAUCGCAUGUGCAUCUUGCGGCGUGAGAAGCUCUUGUAUAACAUGACCAAAACGGCCGCAGCGCAGCAAACUGCACGCCAGCAGCUGCAGCAACUCCAACAACAGCAGCAACAACAACAACAACAACAGCAGCAACAACAGCAACAACAACAACAACAACAACACAAACAUCAGCAGCUGCCGACGCUGCAGCCGGGCGGAGUUGGCACCGGCAGCGCAUUGCGAUUGGCACGGCUCGCACCGAAGCCCAUGCCGCCGCUUAGCAAUCCACAGAAUGCCAGUGGAGCAGCUGGUGGCGCCCAGUCGCAGUCACAGUCACAGGCGCAAUCAUCGCCAGCCAGCUUUCAGCCGAUGCUCAGCAAUGCGUUGGCAGCGGCAGCCGCAACGGCCGCGGCGGCGGCGGCGGCAAACAACAGCAGCGUUAGCAUGGAUAGCAACAGCUCCUGGCUGUGGAAGAACUUUCCGGAUGCCAAUCAGUAUAUAUUGAAUGGUGCUGCCGCCGCCGCCGCCGCCGCAGCGGGAGCAGCCAACAAAUUUCCGCAUCUGACGGCCAAGCCGGCGACGGCAACGAGCUCUGCGGGCGGCGGCGGAGGAUUGGGUGGCAUUACAUUUACCCUGAAACAGCAGCAGCAACAACAGCAGCAGCAGAAGCUCAUCGACAAUGUCAUCAUGUCCAAGAUACCCAAAAGUCUUACGGUGAUACCACAGAAUAUGGGUGGCGGCGGAGGAUUAGGAGGAGCAGCAGCCAAUGAUGCCGGCGGCCACAAAGAUUGAUGAUUGGCCUGAUGCCGGAUAGAACUACAGAUAGAACUCAAUCCUGCCAGUGAGAGAAAAGCGAAUCAACCAGAAACUAAUAAGCAUAAGAGAAACCAGAACGAGGCGGAGCAGCUGCAGGAGCAGGAGCAGGAGAAGAACAAGCAAAAGCAAAUGCAUUUCAAAAGAUAUAUAAUAAUAUAAGCGAAACGUGAGAGAGCGAGAAAGAGCGAGGUAGUGCGAGAGAUGGAGACAGAGAGAGAGAGAGAGACAGAGAGAGAGAGAGGGAGAAAAGGUAGGGAGGGAGGUAUAUUGGAUGGAUCAGAGAUCAGAGUCAGGGUGUUUUUUGAUUAGGUUUUAGAAUAAAACAUAUAUAUUCCAUAAGAACACAACCACAAGAGAAGCGAAGAUGCGAAGAAGAAGCAGAAGAAGAAGGGAACACGAAAAUGAAAAACAAAACAAAAAAACAUGCAAGAACUUAAAAAUAAAGAGUACUAGGGUUACGCAUAAGAGUAUACCAUAAAUACAUAUAUAUACAUAUAUAUAU